UUCUGGCUCGCCUCAACAACACUCCAGCAACUAGAGCUUUUUGCCUACAGCACUGAAAGGAACAAAGCCAAACUAUUCAUUUGUUUAUAUAUUUACUUGCAAUCGCAGGAGACCUAUAUCUCCAGUAGCUGAAUAUUUCUACUUUUCUUAAAUGAUGGAGGAGGCAACUGAAACGGUGAGACCUGUCCAGAGCAUUAGCAUUCCCAGUAUCAGGGUGACUGAAGCCAUGAAGAAUGAAGACUCGCUGGUCUUUGUUGUGACGGCCCAGGAGUUGUCUGGCAACCAGGAACAUCGAGUUGAAAGGACAUUCGAGGAUUUUGAGUGGCUGCAGCACUGCCUGUUCACACAGGAUGACGUCCCAGGGCUGCAAGGAGUCAUAUUUCCACCGCUACCCCCAAAGCCUGCUCAUUCUCAAUCAAACUUACAGCCAAAGGUUCUUCGGCAGCUUGGUUUCCUGGCGCUGGGGGAGGAUUGGAAACCCUACUGCAUUGCCCUGCAGAAAUAUCUCCAGCAGGUGGCAGCACACUCCACGCUCGGGACCAACACGGCCUGGCCCAGUUUCCUCACACACACAGAUCCCCCUGGGAAGCAGCGAAUGAGGAAAGGGCUCUUUAGUUGGCUCAGCCAGGCAGUGGAGGAGAAGAGGAAGGAGAAUCGUAAGGAUGUAGAUGAUUUUUUUCAGACUGAGAGAGAUGACAACUUGACACUCGUGGGGCUCACCAGAACAGCAGCGGAGAAAUUCCUCGAUAUGGUGCUGACAGAACAGAAAAUUGCUGUGGCAUGUGGACACUUUUCCACUUCUUUGCACCUGGUCAUUGGGCAAGAAGAAGAUCCCAUUUUAGUGGCUUUUUCAAAGAUGUGCCUGAAGCUGUCUGAGGUUAUUGACGUUGUCAAGAAAAACUUUGAAAGUGUUGCUGACAACGACAUCUACACAUUAGGCCUGGCCCUGGACCUGAAUUUACGCUAUCAAGAGGCGAAGAAGGAAAUGCUCUUCCGAAGGACCUGUAAACUGGUGGAGUUAGAGAAUGCCAACAGGAAUGCAGAGAAAGCCAAAUCGAUCAAGAAAGCAACAAUGGAAGAAAUUAAAAAGUCUGCUGAAAAGGACUUUGACCACAUUUCUGCCGUGGCUAAGCUGGAGAUUGAGAAGUUUCACAGGAUGCGGGUGGAGGUGUUUCAGCAGUCGCUGGUGGAGUGGUGCGAGAGCCAGCUCAGCACUGCCAGGGAGCGCUGUGUCCUCCUCACCCAGCAACUCACGGCCUUCAGGCUGCUGGCCACAGAGUAGCUGUAGCACAGCACAGGCCACGCCCCUUCCAGGGCACACCCCUUCCAGACCAGGAUAAUCUGCUCCCAUUCAAUCACACCACCAGACAAUUGCUAUGACUUUAAACUCAUGAGAAUAAUACUGUUGUCCUGAACCUGCCUAGCUACCUGUCUUGCACUGGGGUUAAUGAAAGCCUCUGUCCCUAAGGCUUGAGACACACCAUUGUGCUUGUUCUUGUGGUUUAUUUGUGUUAUAUAUAGUCCUUCCCAUACAACAAUGCUUUCAUCUACCUGUCCGGUAUAUCUCUGCAUAUGUGUGCAGGUGAGAGGGACAAGCUGCUCUGCUGUGGUCUACUCCCAUGCGUGUUGAGGGCACCGUGGCUAUCCUUCCCCACAGUCCGAUCAGCAGACAGAAUUGUGAUAAAUUGAUUGCCGCGCUGUAGAUUUUUUCUGUUCUCUGGGUCCUCUGUUUGGAAUCCUCGUGCAAUUAAUCAGCCUGCUUUAGGCACUUUCCAAGGACAUGGGCCUUCUCAAUGCUGACACUGUAAGCGUAAUUGCCGCAUUCUGUUUCCAUACACGCAAACCGUAUGCAGCCUUAUAGCACAGGAAACCAGGAAGGAUAACUUAUAUUAAUGUCAUCUAGAAGAUAAAUUGCUGCCUUUACAAGAUGGUGCACCACGCUAUUACAGUGAAGGAGUGUCUGGAAACAGACAUUAUGAUUUCUUUGUCUGUUAAAAAAAAAAAAAAAUGUCACCAUGUAUUGCCAAUUCUGUUUUUUGAAAAGACAUGCUCAUCAUAGAUUUAAUACAAUUAUAUAAUAAUGAAUAGCUGUGCAUAUGUUUUAUUCAACAUAAUGCUGAAAAGAAUAUAAGGAAUACAAAAAAAUCUAUGUUGAAGUAAAAAUGACCGAUUGUACCCACACCCCCCCCACACACACACACACACACUCAUAUACGCUUAAGCACUUAAAGUAGGAAAUAAAUACUAUAAAACAUGGAAACCUUAAAUAUAAUCUUAAAGAUGUGACCUAUGGGUUGUGUGCUACUAUUAUGAAUGCAUUAUGGCUGUCCAGAGAGAAUAUGGCCAGAGAUCUGCCAAGUAUUCCAUUAUCAUUAUGAGCUGGUAUGAAUGAGAUAUUCCAUGAGUUGUUUAGGUCAUUUCCAUCAUCUGUAAGUUAUUAGAACUUUAUUUUUGUGUACUUAUUGGAUGAUUCUACCAUUUGAAUUAAAUUAAAUUUUAUUUUAAUACAUUUUGUUCUAGUAAUGUUACACUUUUAGGAUGAAAGACAUAGUCAAAACAUAGGAUAAACCUAAAAUGAGUUAAACAUUAACAAAUACAUUAAAUGUUUUUUUUUUUAUAAUCCCAAUCUGAACUGGCAUUAGCUAAUGUAAUUGUUAACAGAAAUUAAUGAUGUACACAUACAUUAAAGCUGUACAGAUUAACUUUUCAGUAGUUAGUAGUUAACUACAUUAGUUUAUGCCAAUUCAUGUGACAUUAUUGUAAAUUGUUGCAAUAUAUAUUGUAUAUAGUUUCACAAAUCAAAAGCCUGUUCAAAGAGAGGUAAUUGGUGCAACAUCUGCAUUUUUGUUGCUUUUAUUCAUUUUGCAGAGCAACCUACAGGCAUGAUACACAGAGCAUAUAUUAGGAAAUGUGAAAACAAGGACAUGACACCUUUUGAAAAAUACUGCAUUUCUGUAAGUAACAAAGCAUUUGGUAAACUGUGGCAAUAAAAGCACAGCAUACUCCUAACUUGUUCUUACUGUAUACUUGAAGCAUCUUGAAGGGGCUGAUUACUGGUAAGCACACAGUGCUAAGUCCCAAUGGCCAUAUC
Anguilla anguilla (European eel) is the source of this 3091-nucleotide messenger RNA. Its product is annotated as sorting nexin-6. Lineage: Eukaryota; Metazoa; Chordata; Actinopteri; Anguilliformes; Anguillidae. Gene Ontology annotation, molecular function: phosphatidylinositol binding. The record is from RefSeq and is a predicted model, not a curated record. The coding region runs from base 152 to 1282 and encodes 376 amino acids. The transcript is spliced from 14 exons.